This is a messenger RNA of Saccostrea echinata, 2265 nucleotides long. RefSeq lists its product as uncharacterized. Lineage: Eukaryota; Metazoa; Mollusca; Bivalvia; Ostreida; Ostreidae. The coding region runs from base 108 to 2042 and encodes 644 amino acids. The record is from RefSeq and is a predicted model, not a curated record. The transcript is spliced from 2 exons.
CAUGGCUUUGUACUGAUCCUUAACGAAGAACCAAGUGGAUCAUGAUUAAGCCAGAUGUGAACAGUCAAUUUUCGUAAUAAAGAUUGCAGCAACUCUGAGAUUCUAUAAUGGCGAAUUAUCAAAAGAUAAAACGUUUCCUGUACCUCCUUUGUUUCUGCAUCGGGACUUCAUGGUACAUCGUGCUAAAAUAUUACUAUGAUAAUGUGGAAAUUACAUAUUAUAAUGCAAAAUCACAUCUGGCUUGUGUUUUGCCCGAGAAUUUAAAUCCAUUUGAUCCAGGUGUGAUGGGGUUUAUUUGGGAUGUAUCACCUAUAAAAUGUGCUAAUUGGCCAUCUCUUGUUUAUGUCGAUUCUCAAGGACUUUUACAGAAGAACAAUACAGCGAUGUUUAAUUAUGCCAAAUCACGUGAUUUGGCCUGUACAUAUCAAAUUGUGACUAGGAAAAAAGGAGACAUGGAAGUAAUUAUGGAAUCGGAAGUGACGUUUACAUCUGGCGACUAUGUUCCGUCUGAUUUCUUUUACGUUGUGUGUAAAAGUGCAGACGGAAAAAUUGUAUAUAGUAAUAUGCAUCAUAGUAUCAAUAAUAGGAAUACAUUACGAAAGAAAAAAAUGAUAAAUUAUGAGGAAGAAAAAUUUAAUAUUUUUAUUUAUGGUAUUGAUGCAGUAUCUAGACUGCAUGCGGAAAGGAAAUUGAAAAAGACAAUGAAAUACCUGAAAAAUAAUAUUGGAGCUUAUAUAUUUGAAGGAUAUACGAAAAUUGGUGGAAAUACUUUCCCUAACAUAGCACCACUUUUGACGGGUAAAGCCAUAUAUGAACUUCCAAGCACGAAGGAUUUUCUUGAUGAUUUUCCUUUCCUCUGGAAAAAUUUCUCAAAACGAGGUUAUGCAACAUUUCAUGCUGAAGAUUGGCCAGAAAUUUCAACUUUUAACUCCGGUUUAAAAGGAUUUAAUGAACAACCUGUAGACCACUACAUUCGACCCAUGUUUCUUGCAUUCGACAAAGUAUCAUUUUACAAAAAUAAAUUAGACCAAGCACAUAUGUAUCUUGCCGAUAAGGGUAUUCGAAUCGGCAACCAAGGAGGUCUUUGUUUUGGCAAUAAACCAAAGUUUAGAAUCAUCAUUGAUUAUUACAAACAAUUCAUUGAACGGUAUGGAGACAGGCUUAAGUUUGGUUUAAGCUGGAAUAAUGAACUCUGCCACGAUUACCUCAAUAAUCUUCAACUUGGAGACGAUGAUAUUUUUCAAUUCGUACACUGGAUGCAUACAACAGGUAGACUGAAUAACUCGGUAUUUAUUUUCCUAAGUGACCAUGGAUACUUAAUGAAUGAGAUUCAGAAUACUUUUGUGGGUAGAUUUGAAGCACGUAUGCCCCUUCUUGCUAUAUCCAUACCCCCUGUUCUGAAGGAUAGAUAUCCACAUAUUCAUGACAAUUUGCUGAAGAAUACAAAGCGGUUAAUAACAGUGUAUGAUAUUCAUGAAUUUUUGAAAAAUGUUUUGCUCAGUAAUUUUUUGCCAAAAAAGAAUAAGUUUACAAACGUUUUACCACGAGGAAUUAGUCUUUUUCAGGAAAUUCCCAAAACUAGAUCUUGUAAAAGUGCUUAUAUUCCGGAACAUUUUUGUCCGUGCUAUUCUUCUCAGGAAGUGGAAGCUAGUGAUCCUACUGUUCGAGAAAUGGCCCUUUUUAUUACUUCUAGACUGAAUAAAAAAUUACAGCACCUUGUACCAAAGUGUGCUGAGUUAAAAUUGAAAAAGGUUAAUAACGCCUCAGUUGUUGACUCAAAUCUCGUCAAGACUCCCUCGAGAUUUACAUUACGUAAUCUCAUGUAUCGUUCUGAUAUUGACGGCAGACUUCAACAGAGAUUUAUUAUUUCUUUAACAACAAUCCCUGGAAACGCAAAAUUUGAAUCGACGGUGGAGAGAGAUGAUUCCGGUCAUAUGACAAUUUUAGAUGACGUCAUCACUAGAACAAACAUGUACAAAAACCAGUCUUCAUGUAUAAAAGAGAGGCUUAUGAAGCCAUUUUGUUAUUGCUCUAGUCAAUAAUUUUAUAGCACACAUAAAUGUAUUAUAUUUAUCACAUACAACGGAUAUAGCUCAUAGGAUAUAUUAAUUUUUCAUAUCCACGUGCACAACUGUGACGUCAAAGUUUUUUUUUUCGUGAAAUUGAUGUCAAAUCUUGUAGAUUUACAUAUUAUAUAAAACAGUGUUAAACAUGAAAUAGCUAAUAGAUGUGUAACACAUGUGAUAAAAUGAAUCCCUCAUGGUU